Chara braunii is the source of this 1239-nucleotide messenger RNA. NCBI's taxonomy places the organism in Eukaryota, Viridiplantae, Streptophyta, Charophyceae, Charales, Characeae. The record is from the annotation of a GenBank genome assembly.
UGGCUAUUUGGGAAGGAGAGUUUCUUCUCUUGAAGAAAUUGUGGGGAAGAUCAAAGUCAAACAUGACGCUGAUGAGGCGAGAGAACGAGCAUCCCGUGAAGAAGAGGAACGGAGGAAGCGUGAACGUGAGGAGGAGGAGAGAAGAUGACGUGACAAGAAGGAGCGUGAAGAAUUUCAGGCGCAAAUGAAUAAGGAGGUGUCUGUGAAGCUCGAUCGGGUGUAUGAGGUUAUUAACAGAAAGAAAAGUGCGGAAAACGAUGAGGUAGCCAAAUUGAAGGCACGAAUCGAGGAGCUCCAGAAGCGGCCUGCCACUGCUAGCACUUCUUCUGAGGUUGCGAAGCCUUCGUCCGAGGCGGAGGAGGUGGCUCGUCUUCAUAACGAGCAGGUUGAGCUCAAGAAGGCUAUGGACAAACGCCUUGCUGCCAUGGAGGAGGUUAUCCACGCUUCGCAACGACAGUGUGAAGAGGCGGAGACGAAUGCCGAAACCUGGAAAGCCGAGGCGUUACGUCCAGGGAACAAGAGAGGAGGCGUGGUGAUUGGGCCUACUCCAAUGACACAAACCAGAUUGAGACCUCGGUUGACACUUGCUGCAACACGAUGUACGGUAGGAAGGGUUGACGAACAUCUGAAGGGGAUUGUAGAACGCCAUCAGAAGGAGGUUGAACUUUUGAAAGAAAUGUGUUUGAAGGAAGUCAACGCUAGGAAGGAGAGCGAGCUGGAGAUUGAACGACUAAAGGAAGAAAUGAAGCGUUUGGAAAUGGAGAACCGUGCAAAGACGCGCAGCAAUUUGAAGACUAGGCUUGACGAGGUUGCAGGACCUUCGGCAAGGAAGACGAAGAAAAGCGACGUUGCAGGUCUUGCACAGUCGACCGAAAAGGACGUUGACCUUAAUUCCAAGGAUGCCUUUUUGCGUGCGGCACGAAAACAACUUCGUGGAAAGAAGAAGGAGGAGGUGAUCUCUAUUUGCGAGAAAGAGGGUGUCACGUACACUACGUUGGACCCCACUAAAGAAGCUAUAGCUCAGAAGCGUACGUCACGAGCCUUCGAUGACAGAGGGGCUGACCUAGGCAAAGGUAAAGAGGUUUCGACUCAUGUAGUCUCUGACGAUGAGAAAGACUCAGAAGAUGAUGGGCGUGAUUCCGCUGUUUCCUAGGGUCAUGCCCGAACGCGGCCUUUUUGUGGGAGGUAGUACGUCUGUGCUGUUUUCUUCGCUCUGAGUCCGCUGAGUUGCUAAGAUGU